AUGUUCGUUUUCCCAGCUUUUGAUAAAAAUUAUAAGCAACGUAAACGAACAUACAAAUGCUGUCGGACUUGUCGAUCCAAGAGGAUCAAAUGUAUUAUAAAAUCAACUAAUUAUGAUGUUGAAGGGUGUGAGAUUUGUAAACAAAGAGAUAUUAUAUGUGACUUAAUAAAAUCCCCAUCACAACAAAUCAAAUCCAAUACUUCAUCUAGUAUACCUCCACCCAAACCUAACGAUCAAAAUCCUUCAAUACCAUCGAAUUCGAUGGUCAAUAAUCAAAUUUCCAAUAAUGUACUACUUAAUAAUCAAAGUAAUUUCCCCAAUUCAGUUCAACAAGUGUAUUAUCCAUCAAAUUAUGUUCAAAAUUUACCUUCUGGUCAAAAUCCCAUUGGUCAGCCUGCAUUCAUUAUAUCAUCUCCUGUUCCUCCUUCACAAAUGCAUCCCAUGUUAUCAUCACAAAAUACUCAACCUAGUUCUUCCAAUUCUUCAUCACUGUAUUCACAUUCUACUCCAUCAGGUACUCCAUCGAAUAUUCCUCAUGUUAGUCCAGAAUAUCAAUAUCAUUAUCCAAUUUAUCAAAAUAUGACUUCGAAUCAAUUCAAUCAACUUGGUCAACCUAACCAAGGAGUUCCUACACCUCCUUCUCAGGGUCCUUCACCUCAAGGUCCCCCUUCUCAAGGACCAUCACCCGGCCAAGGACCUUCACCUGGCCAAAAACCUAACUAUAUCACCCCUAUUACCAAUCCUCAGUCGAUUUUAUUACCACCACCAAUCAAAUUCCCCAGUAUAAAUUCUCCAAUGGUUCAAGAACCUGAACGUGAAGCUAAAAGAUUAAAAUCUGAUACUGGCGAGAAGAAAUAUACUUUGAUCGAAGAACCAAAACUUGAAGCUGUAGCUGAAGAUCCUUCUACUGAAUCAAAAGCUGAAGAGAUUGAAAAUAUCAAUGCUCAAUAUUUGAAAGAUAAAUUCGAUUUCAAUGCUUCAAUUAUUGAUGCUGAAUAUACCUUCACUUAUAUUCCUGGUAAAGAUACUGGACGAGCAUUCAUGCAUCCAACCAAUGAACCUCAUAAAAGUGUUAAAUCUCCCUGUUUAAAACUGAAAAUCAGUUUUGAUUAUUUGAAGUCUAUUCUGGCUUUUACUUUAUCAGGACCUUUACCUUAUAUGUUUUCCGCCUAUCAAGAAAGAAAAUUGUUGGAACUAUAUUUCUUCAAAAUUAAUUCGGUAUUUCCUAUAAUUCAUGAAUCACAAUUCUGGGAAAAAUACGAUAAGGGAAUAGUUUCAAAUGUUUUGGUUUAUGCCAUGGUUCUUUCCAUCAUCAGAGAUGGAUUAUCAAACGUUAAAUUAGAAUUCAUUUACCAUUUGGAAUUGAAAAUUAGACAAUUAUUAAUCUUUUUACCUGAAUUGGGUGAUAAUGAUAAAUUAACAAAGACUCAAGUUUUGAUUUUAUUAUCAUUAAGUUUUGGAGAUCUGAGAGAAGCCAAUGAACAAAGUUCUACUGAUUUGAUAUCAGCAAUUUCAACUUGUUUUUCACUUUUGAUACAUUGGAAAUUAACUCAUGAUAAGAUUAAGAGUGAUGGUAAACAUGAAAGAAGUAUGGCUUUGAAGAAAUUAUGGUUCGUGCUUUUCAUUUUCGAUAGAUUUAAUGGUAUAACUAAUUCCAAAGCGUUCUUCAUCAAAGAAAAAGAUUUUGACGUUGAAUGUGAUACUGAUGAUGAUGAUUUUAAUAUGUUGGUUUCAAAUAUUAGAACAAUUUCUGAAGCUAUUGUUAUAAUUUAUCAACCAACUAAGAAUGAUCCCAGUAGAAUGCCAGAAUUGGUGUCUAUAGCUCUUAAACGAUUAAAUUCAUUAAAACCUCCACCAUUGAUUAAAUUGACUAAAUUAGAUGAGGAAGAAUUGGCAGGUUAUAAAAAGAUAACCUUUUAUUCUUUGAAUACUUUAAUUCUUAAAAUCAUGCUCAUGGCUGUUAAUGCUGCUAAAAUUCAUACUCAGGGUAAAUUUCAUGAAGUUAGUGAAACUUCAAUGGGAUUAUGUCUUGACAUAGCAUCUUUAUUUGAAUAUCUAGUUCCUGAAUCUGGUUCUGAUGAAAAUCAAGAUGCAAGAGAUUUUCAAGUUAAAAAUGAUUCUUUAGUACUUCAUAUUCCUGUAAUUCCUUGUUUAUUCUGUGUUUUCAUGUCAGUAUCCAUAAAGUAUAAAAUCAAAUCAAUUUAUUUCAUUAAAUUAGGUAAGUUAAAUCAAAGAGAUGAUUUAAAGGAUAAAAUAGAAGGUAUUGAUUUGAUUUUCAAUAAGUUCAAUAGAAAUGCUAAAAUUUUCACUAAAUGGGCAUUCAUGAACGAUAUUUAUGAUAAUUUCAACUAUUUCAUAAAUAAAAUUGAAAAUACAAUGAAGGUCAAAACUAACAUGAAAUUCAAAAGAUCUGUUGAUCAUGGUAAGAGAGAUGCUAAAACAAGAAUUUCUUCUUUAGUGUCUGAUGUAGCUCCAAUAGUCAGUCUUUCAUCUCCAUCAUAUUAUAGUAUUGAAAAUCUAGAAAAAUCUAUGAUCGACGAAGAAAUGAAGAGAAGAGCCUUAAAUGAGGACAACGAUGACAUUACGAACGAAACUAACGGUGAAGAUGACUUUGAUUUUGAUUAUGAUUUAAGUCAAUUAUUGAAUUCCGAAAAUAACUUCUUACUUCAAGGAAUCAAUAAUGAAUUUCUCCCUAAUUUAAGUGAUUUUGUUACCCAAGAUCCACUCUUGAAGGACUUUUUUGAGUUGAACAAAUCUUAA
Molecule: messenger RNA, 2760 nt
Organism: Yamadazyma jaroonii
Lineage: Eukaryota; Fungi; Ascomycota; Pichiomycetes; Serinales; Debaryomycetaceae
Source: the annotation of a GenBank genome assembly